UCAACCACCACCACUACCACCUAUGGGCCGGCGCAAGAAGAAGGCCAAGACGGCGACGUCCGUGGCCACGAGCGACCCCAACGAGCUCCCGGCCAAGUUCAACAAGGACUUCCGUACAAUUAAGACUGCGUAUGAUGCCAAGCUGUACAAGAAGGCGCUCAAGGCUGCGGAUAACAUCCUCAAGGCGUGCCCGAAGCAUGGCGAGACGCUGACGCUCAAGGGCAUUGUGGUGGACGCCAUGGGCAAGAAGGACGACGGCGAGGCGCUGAUCGUGGCUGGCGUCGAGUCCAACCCGACCUCGUUUGCCUGCUGGAACUACUACGGGCUCUUCUGCAAGUCGCACUCGAUGUACACGACGGCGAUCAAGGCGUUCAAGAACGCACUCAAGUACGCUGCACCCGAGCACGAGAUGAACAUGCGCUACGAGCUCAUGGCAUUGUACGUGCAGACGGAGCGGAUGGAGGCCUUCCUCGACCAGGCCAACGAGGCGCUCAAGAUCAAGUCGGACGUCAAGCGCAACUGGAUUGCUCUCGCCAUUGCGUACCACCUCAACGCCAACUACUCGAUGGCGCUGACGGUCCUCGACACCUUUGAGGACUCGACCGGCGGCCUCGAGCCGUGGGUCCAGCCGGCCGACGAUCCGACGGCGGUGCCCAAGGCCGCCACGUCGGAAAUCCAGCUGUACAAGAUCAUGAUCCUCAUCGAAGGCGGCGAGCACGCCCGCGCCCUGGCUGCCAUGGACGCCGCAGAGACCAACAUUGCCGACAAGGACCAGCUCCUGGUCUUCCGCGCCGAGUGCUACCUCGCCCUCGGCCAGACCGCCGAGGCCGAGGCCGCCUACGCCAAGCUCAUUGCCAUCAACCCGGAGAACCUCGAGUACCACAAGGGCAUGCUUGCCGCCAAGGGCGUGACGCUCGCAGACAAGCCGGCCGACAUGGAGCCCGCCGCCCUCGACUCGCUCCACACCACCUAUGCAACCCUCGCCGAGACGUACCCCAAGUGCAACGCCGUCCAGGACAUCAUCCUCCGCUUCUCGCGGAACGUGGCCGACUACAAGACCCAGCUGCAGGUUGUCCUCCCCAAGCCGCUUCGCAAGGGCACGCCCUCGCUCUUCAACCGCAUCGCCGGUGUCACUACCGACCCGGCCCACUGGGGCGCCCUCGAGGAGCUGGUGGUCAGCGAGUACUUGCCACGCGCCGCCGCCGGUACGUCAAUGACCGGCGGCGACGAGGCCGAGCCGCCGUCGACGCACCUCUGGGUCCUCUUCUUUGUGGCGCAGCUGUACCAGGCGACCCACCGGUCUGAGCUCGCACUCGAGACCAUCAACGCCGCCAUUGCACACACGCCCACCGUUGUCGACCUCUACGCCUUCAAGGCCGUCAUCUACGGCCAGUGUGGCGACCACGUGACCGCCGUCGAGUGGAUCGAGUUUGCCCGCUCGCUCGAUCUCGCCGACCGCUACCUCAACACCACCGCCGGCAAGUACCUGCUCGCCGCCGACAUGGUGCCCGAGGCCAUGGACGUCGUCCGCCUCUUCACCAAGGACUCGGACGCGUACAACUCAAUGUUUGACAUGCAGACGCUGUGGUACGAGCUCGCCCGCGGCGAGGCCCACGUCCGCCGCGGCGAGCUGGGCCCGGCCCUCAAGAUGUUCACCUUUGCCAUGGACGCCAUCGACCAGUACGUCACCGACCAGUACGAGUUCCACAAGUACGCCCUCCGCUGCUUCUCCAUCCCCAUCUACAUCGACAUGCUCCGCACCUUCCGCGCCAUCCACUCGGACAAGCGCUACGCCACUGCCGCCCUCGGCGCAUGCACCAUCUACCUCAAGCUUCACGAGGAGGCCGCCGCACACGCCGCCCUCCCGCCCGCAGAGGCUCGCGCUGCCUCAAAGGCCGCGCGCGCCGCGCGCAAGGCCCAGGUCGAGCCCAUCGCCGGCCGCAUGAAGGUCGAGGCCAACGCCGGCCGCCAGCGCAAGUCCACCGGCAAGCAUCCCGACACCGACCCUGCCGGCCUCGCCAUGGCCUCGGUCGAGAACCCGCUCGCUAAGGCCGCUAACAUUGUGGCCAAGCUCACCAAGUUCCACCCGAACGACCUCGACGCCCACGCCAUCGCUGUCCGCAUCCAUCUCGCUCGCAACAAGCCGGUUCUCGCCCUCCGCUCCCUCGCCCUGCUCCUCGCCCUCGACCCGGCCUCGCCGCAGGCCCUUGCUGCCCGCUGGCGCAUCGAGGCCGCCGCCAUCAACGGCUCGCUCCUCGCUGAAUGUGCUGAUGACACCACCGUCGUCGCCUUUGUCAACGACCGCCUCGCCGCCCUUCCCGGCGGCGCCCACGCCUCGCUCGACGCCCUGCAGGCCGCCGGCAAUACCGCACUUGCCAACGCCACGGCCCUUGACGACGUCAUCGCCAUCAUCGACUCUCUCCUCACCGUCGUUGCCAUGGAGCCGUCGGCCGACCUCAAGGCUGCCCUCACUCGCGCCGUCUCGGCCGCCCUCGCUGUCCAGCCCGUUCACACCGACGCCCACGUCGUCCUCGCUGCCGCCGUCGACCUCGCCGGCCGCCUCGACCCGGCCGGUGCCCUCGCCGCCGACAUCAAGGCCCAGGCCCACGCUGCGCUUCCGCUUUGUGCCGCCUUUGUCUAA
This is a messenger RNA of Thecamonas trahens ATCC 50062, 2641 nucleotides long. RefSeq names its product TPR Domain containing protein. The record is from RefSeq and is a predicted model, not a curated record. The coding region runs from base 23 to 2641 and encodes 872 amino acids. NCBI's taxonomy places the organism in Eukaryota, Apusomonadida, Apusomonadidae. The transcript has 2 exons. Gene Ontology annotation, biological process: N-terminal peptidyl-methionine acetylation. Gene Ontology annotation, cellular component: cytoplasm. Gene Ontology annotation, molecular function: protein-N-terminal amino-acid acetyltransferase activity; protein binding.